UAUAAUCAAGCUUUCAUGAACACACAGUUGAUGCGUGCAUCACUGAGCAAGUGCACAUCACUGAGCAAGUAGUCUUCAGUUGUGACUACCCCUCUCUACUCCCAGCUAGCUAUGGCUAUAGUGAGCUGCUCAACUCCUCAGUUUGAUCACCCUAAGAUUACCAUCAAAAACCAUGGAGCUACUGUCACCAUUCUCUAUUCAACGAUUGCUUUCACUCCUACAACAAUCAAGCUGUGCUUAUCUGUGUAGCUGCAGGCAAACUGUUCUCAACAGUGAUUACGCAUACCUGUGUAUAAUCAUGGAGCUAUAGCUCCAUGGUAUAAUCAAGUAUUUCUAGAGGCGUGAGUGGAAACUGGGGGACUCGGAUAGUUGAAGACUUGCUUGUUGCCGGGUCGGUCAGGACAGGCAGCAUUUGUGCGCGUGUGUGUGUGUGUGUGUGUGUGUGUGUGUCACCGUGAGGGAUCGUAAAUCAAGGGUACUAUUUUAUGCCAAGUGCAAUCGAUUAGCCACCAAAAGGAUCUAAUGCCACCCGCGAAUGCACAGCCACGAGUUUCCGGACGCUCUAUACUGCCCUCGUGGUGCAGGGUGAGACGCCAUCGUUGUCGUAACGGCUACAACCUCAUGAUGACGGCGCAGGGAAUAAUUAGCCGGCCGUUAUUUGUGCCUUGUACCUCGGCGUUGGUCAUGGCGUUGAAGGGCCAAGCACAAAGUGUGGUGGACAUGGUCAUGGUUGAUUCCCGCAAGACUUUGAAGGAUGUGUUAGAGGAGUUCCAUGGAAACGGCGUCCUCUCCAAGUAUAACCCAGAACAGCCAAUCAACUAUGAAGGCUUCAAGUUGUUCAUGGAGACCUAUCUGGACGUGGACAUGCCUGAGGACCUCUGUAGGCAUCUCUUCUUAUCGUUUGUCAAGAAGACCCCCGUUGCGCCAGUAGUACCUCAUUAUGACACCCUUAAGGGUAAGGAAAUGCUGGAUGUGACCAGCAUGAUGGCAGCUGCCACAACGCAAACUGCCUGCGCACCCAUCUGUACGGGUGCGGGCAGCGCCGCAGUGCCGGUUGAGAAAAGCGCAGCAGCGGCGACAACUACAACGACAACAUCGCCCUCAACUACCAAAAGCCAUACAGGCGGUGACAACACAACUACCACAACCACCACCACUACUACUACUACUGAACAGGGGACUACAGAUAAUGCAAGCCCCGCCCAGUCACGCAGUUCGUCCAAAAAGUCCAAUGCCUCAAAUGGCACUCCAUCUAGCCAUUCCACUACUCACGCUAUACAAGCUCAGGCAGAUAGCCCUAACAAGGAAACUACAGUGUCAAACAACAGGAAAAAGAAAGAUAAAGAAGUCAAACACAACAGGUUUUUCUUUUCAUACCGGAAAAAGAGGAAAAAGCGAGGCAAAUAUUCAGGCAAAGAAGAUGCACAGACCUUCCCCGGUAUGGGCGGGGCCAGCUAUCCAGAUGUAGCUGACCAGGUGGUGUACAUGAAGGAUAUCGUCUGCUAUCUGUCCCUGCUUGAAGGAGGCAAACCAGAGGAUAAACUAGAAUUUAUGUUCCGGUUGUAUGACACAGAUGACAAUGGCAUACUAGAUAGCAGUGAGCUUGAUUGCAUUGUCAACCAAAUGAUGCAUGUUGCAGAGUAUCUCGGCUGGGAUGUAACAGAGUUAAGACCAAUUCUUCAAGACAUGAUGAUCGAGAUCGAUUACGAUUCUGAUGGAACGGUAUCUCUUGAGGAGUGGAUACGCGGAGGAAUGACCACAAUACCUCUACUUGUUCUGCUUGGUUUAGACACAAAUGUUAAAGAUGACGGAAAUCAUGUUUGGCGAUUGAAGCAUUUCAGCAAGCCAGCUUACUGUAAUCUCUGCCUAAAUCUCCUGGUUGGCGUGGGCAAGCAAGGCCUCACAUGUACCUUCUGUAGAUAUACAGUCCACGAACGAUGUGUACAAAGAGCUCCAGCUAGCUGCAUUAGUACCUAUGUCAAGUCAAAACGAACAUCAAAUACUGCCACUGCACGACAACAAUGCCUAUCAAAACGAGAUGCCGAGGUUUGGGGGGAAGUACCGGUGAUGAACCACCACUGGGUGGAGGGAAACUGUCAUGGAAAAUGUGAUCGCUGCAAGAAAUCUAUUAAGAGCUAUGGUGUAACUGGUCUUCAUUGUCGUUGGUGUAAGAUCAGGCUGCACAACAAGUGUGCGUCAUUAGUCAAACCAGAGUGCAACAUGGGAGAAUUUAGAGACCACAUCCUACCCCCUACUGCCAUCUGCCCAGCUGUUCUGGGUCGGGUUAAUUCUGUCCGAAAAUCAACUCAUGGCAAGUCUGCAUCAGCCAAUAUUGAGGAGAGAAGGAGUACCCUAACCCCUAAAGACAGUAACACAUCUGAAGAUGAAGGACCAAAGAAACUUGUAACGAGGACAGAUUCAAUGUCAAUGGAAGGUCAAGGGUUACAGAUCACUCCACUCCCAGGCUCUCAUCCUUUAGUUGUUUUUAUCAACCCUAAAAGUGGGGGUCGACAAGGAGAACGGAUUAUGCGCAAAUUCCAGUACCUACUCAAUCCACGUCAGGUGUAUGACCUCAGUAAAGGCGGCCCUAUGCCUGGAUUAAAAUUUUUCAAAGAUGUGAAGGAUUUCCGGGUACUCUGUUGUGGUGGGGAUGGAACAGUAGGCUGGGUACUAGACUGUAUCGACAAACUGGGAUUUGAACCUCGACCCCCUGUUGCUAUCCUACCUCUGGGAACUGGAAAUGAUCUUGCUAGAUGUCUCAACUGGGGAGGAGGAUUUGAUGGGGGUAGCCUAACAAGUAUUCUCAACGACAUGCAAGUUGCGGAGGACAUGUUCCUUGAUCGAUGGCAUAUUGAGUUUAGUACGACCAGUACGGAUGAGCAGGGUGAUCCUGUGCCCUAUAACAUCAUCAACAACUAUUUCUCAAUUGGAGUGGAUGCAUCUAUUGCCCACCGAUUCCACACCAUGAGAGAGAAACACCCCGAGAGAUUCAACAGUCGAAUGAAGAAUAAACUCUGGUACUUUGAGUUUGGUACGUCGGAAACAUUUGCAGCUACUUGCAAGAAUCUUCACGAGGACAUUGACAUUAUGUGCGAUGGAGUGUCUCUGGAUCUUGCCAACGGUCCGUCUCUGGAAGGAAUCGCUGUUUUAAACAUCCCCAGUAUCUAUGGUGGGUCCAACCUCUGGGGAGACACACCAAGCGGGAAGAAACGCAAACGCCUCGCUAAGAAAGCUCAGAAGAGACGAGAGAGUGAAGGGCACUCUGCAAUUAGCGGAACACAAUCGGGCAUCGACCUCACCCUCGCUAAACAAUCUAUUGGUGACAAACUGAUAGAAGUGAUCGGUUUGGAGAGUGCUCUGCACGCUGGACAGGUGAAAGCUGGAAUUCGCUCCUCGGGUCGUCGGCUGGCUCAGUGUUCUACAGUUACUAUCCGAAUAUUAAAGCGAUUUCCAAUGCAGAUUGAUGGAGAACCAUGGUUGCAGCCACCUUGCACGAUUGCAAUCACCCACAAGAAUAGCACCCCAAUGCUCUAUGGACCCCCACCAAAAAGGAGCUUUCCAGGACUUCGUAGUCUCUUUACACGACCAAGCAUAUCCGAAGAAGAUCCUAGUGACACUCGGAUUUAGCAAUUGUGACAUCAUUGACCAAUCAGUCUCGCUAAAGAAAGGACGAACUGGACUGACAAAGUAUGACAAGCAACAACAGUAAGGACAACAUCAAUGCCGACCAAAUACUCUUGGGCCCAAUUUCAUAGAACUACUUAUACAGGAAAGAUUGAACGCCAUUUUGUGGAGUCAAAUUUUUUGACUCCACAAAAUGGCCGUCCGUGUUACUUCGCAAAGUAAAAGGAA
This is a messenger RNA of Asterias rubens (European starfish), 3852 nucleotides long. Its product is annotated as diacylglycerol kinase beta-like. Gene Ontology annotation, cellular component: plasma membrane. The transcript is spliced from 23 exons. The record is from RefSeq and is a predicted model, not a curated record. Lineage: Eukaryota; Metazoa; Echinodermata; Asteroidea; Forcipulatida; Asteriidae. Gene Ontology annotation, biological process: lipid phosphorylation; diacylglycerol metabolic process; intracellular signal transduction. The coding region runs from base 523 to 3627 and encodes 1034 amino acids. Gene Ontology annotation, molecular function: calcium ion binding; ATP-dependent diacylglycerol kinase activity.